This is a messenger RNA of Drosophila gunungcola (fruit fly), 1072 nucleotides long. RefSeq names its product cuticle protein. The record is from RefSeq and is a predicted model, not a curated record. NCBI's taxonomy places the organism in Eukaryota, Metazoa, Arthropoda, Insecta, Diptera, Drosophilidae.
CAAACCGUCCCAAACAGUCAAUACAGACCUAAACUAGCCCAAAAUGUUCAAGUUGGUGGUAUUGUCUGCUCUGCUCGCCGUAGCCGUUGCCCGUCCCGGUCACCUGUUGGAGUCCUCCCCGCUGGUCUAUGCCGCCCCAGCAGCGACGACCGUCGUCCAGGAGCCCGUGCUGGCCAAGGUGGGUGCAGUGGUGAACAGCGUUCCCACUUCCGUCUCCCACCAGAGCCAGUCGGUGGUGCACAGCCAUUCGCAUGUGGUGGAGGACAUCGUGGCCCCGGUGGUGAAGUCCACUCCGGUGGUCAGCUAUGCCGCUGCUGCUCCAGUUGUCCACACUAGCUAUGCCGCCGCUGCUCCCGUUGUCCACACCUCCUAUGCCGCUGCUCCAGUUGUCCAUGCCACCUAUGCCGCCGCUGCUCCCGUUCUGGCCACAUCCUACGCCCAAGUGGCCGCCUCCUCGCCGCUGACCUACACCGCCACUGGUGUGUGCAAAAUGUUCAAAUUGUUCGUUCUCGCUGCUCUUUUGGCCGUGGCUGCCGCCAAGCCUGGACACCUGGCUGCUGCUCCUCUGGUCUACAGUGCUCCUGCCACCACCGCCGUCAUCCAGGAACCCGUGCUGGCCAAGGUUGGAGCCGUGGUGAAGAGCGUGCCCACGGCCGUCUCCCACCAGAGUCUGACCCAGGUGCACAGCACCCCGGUGGUCGAGGAUGUGGUCGCCCCAGUGGUCAGGACCACCGCUGUCACCACUCCGCUACCUGUGGUGGCUGCCGCCCCCAUUGUGAAGACUGUGGCCCCCGUCGCCUACACCGCCCCUCUGGCCUACUCCGCACCGGUGGCCUACUCCUCGUACUCCGCCCCUCUCAGCUACUCCGCCCCCCUGAGCUAUUCCGCCCCCGUGGCCUACUCCGCGCCCCUGACCUACGCCGCCCCCGCCCCCCUGCUGCACCACGCCCCUCUCGCCUAUGCCGCCAACUCCUGGUAAGGCGUUGAGAACAAAAGAUUUUGAACUGUGCCUUGUUUACUAGUUAGCAAAAACCGAAAACGAACAAUAAAUUAAAUGUGAAUAUCAAACAAA